Molecule: messenger RNA, 7500 nt
Organism: Penicillium samsonianum
Lineage: Eukaryota; Fungi; Ascomycota; Eurotiomycetes; Eurotiales; Aspergillaceae
Product: type I polyketide synthase
Exons: 15
Coding region: 1-7500 (2499 amino acids)
Biological process (GO): fatty acid biosynthetic process; secondary metabolite biosynthetic process
Molecular function (GO): fatty acid synthase activity; oxidoreductase activity
Source: RefSeq, a predicted model, not a curated record
AUGGCUAUCAACAACGCCGGUGGAUCGGGUGUCGGUAACCCUCCGGAAUUGACGGAAGGCCGUCCUAAAACAAAUGGCAUGCUUGCAUCAAAACCAACGACAAUCCUGGACAAUGCAAAUCCACCUCCAUUCCCCCCGGAUGAUGGAAAGGCUCAAAGUCAAUUGGCCUCCGGCAAAACCCAGUUGGCCAUCACGGGCAUGGCCAUGAGACUUCCUGGGGGAAUCCGAACUGCAGAAGGCUUUUGGGACUUUCUGAUGGAAGGCAAAGAUGGGCAUUCCCCGGUGCCCGAGUCUCGCUAUAGUAUGAGUGCGCACCAUAGCAAGACCCGGCCCCAAUCGGUCCGGAUCGAGGGUGGCUACUUUCUCCAGGAUGACCCUUCGAGAUUUGACGCGGGUUUCUUCAACAUCCCACCGCGGCUUGCAGCUUCACUGGAUCCCCAGCAGCGACUUUUACUCGAAGUCGCAUGGGAGUGCAUCGAGAAUGCCGGGGAGUCACAGUUGCGCGGGGGAAAUGUCGGGUGUUUCGUUGGAGCGUUUGGGAAUGACUGGCUAGAACUGUCGAUGCAAGAUCGUUUGGACUUGGAGCGGAACCUUACCGGUUGCGCGCAAGACUUUUGCUUAGCAAACCAAAUCUCACGCAUGUUUGAUCUCAUGGGGCCCAGUGUUACUUAUCGAACGGCUUGUUCAUCCUCUAUGACAGCCUUACACCACGCCUGCCAGGCCUUGGAAGCGGGCGAAUGCGACACAGCUAUAGUGGCAGGAAUCAAUCUGAUUCUGUCCCCUACCACAGCUACGUCCAUGUCGACUUCUCAAGCCCUCUCUCCAAGUGGGCUAUGCAGGACUUUCGACGCAGACGCAGAUGGAUAUGGCCGGGGAGAAGCUGUGAACGCCAUCUUGAUUAAGAGGCUGGAUGAUGCAUUGCAAAACAGUGACCCUAUUCGGGCUGUGAUUCGCGCGACCGCAAUAAAUUCCGACGGCAUGUCGGCAGCGAUUGGUGUCCCCCGAGCCUUGGGCCAAGAGAAGGUCAUCAGGAAAGCCUACGAAAAAGCAGCGAUUGAUGAUUUCUCACAGACGGCCUUCUUCGAAUGCCACGGAACAGGAACUCAAAAGGGCGAUGUCGCCGAAACGUCCGUGGUAGCAAAGGUUUUUGAAAAAGGAAUUCUGAUGGGCUCGGUCAAACCAAAUUUCGGUCAUUCCGAGGGUGCUUCAGGUCUCACAAGUGUUAUCAAAGCGAUUCUAGCUCUUGAACACCGGAUAAUCCCACCUAACGUGCAUCUCAAUCAUCCCAACCCGCGAAUUCCCUUCGAAGAAGCCAGACUGCGAGUGCCCCGCCAGCCAACCCCUUGGCCGGAUGGUUGUACUGAACGAGUUAGCAUCAACUGUUUCGGAGUGGGCGGUGCAAACGCGCAUUUAAUCCUUGAUUCAGUGUCUUCCUUUUGUGCGACGGAGACACACAUCCAUGGCAGCAAAAGUUCCGAGGGAAAGAAGCUCCUGAUAAUAUCAGCCAACUCAGAGCAAUCCCUUGAAAGGCGCCAAUCCCAGAUACUUGAAUAUCUCCGAAGGCGCCCAUAUACACUGCAGGACAUCUCAUAUACACUGGGACUUAGGCGGGAGCCCCUGCGCUUUCGCAAAUUCUUCGUGGCGGAUGGCACGUCGGCAAGUCAGGGUCGUCAGGUCCAGCUAUCCUCCCAUGGCGCACCUUGGGAAGUAACAUUUGUGUUCUCUGGUGGCCAGGGAGCGCAAUGGCCAGAAAUGGGCAAUCAAUUACUUACACAAAUCAAGGGUUUCCGGAAUGACAUCAAACAGAUGGACAAUAUAUUACAAUCCCUGGAUCGCCCACCUGGCUGGACAAUCGAAGAGGCCUUGUCCAAUUCCAGACCUGCAUGGAUGGACGAGGAUGAAUCUGCACAGCUGUUAUACACGGCAGUCCAGAUUGGGCUUGUCAACCUGCUUUCCCAUUGGGGGGUUCGACCAAGUUCCGUCGCAGGGCAUUCCAGCGGGGAGAUUGCCGCGGCUUAUGCAGCUGGUGCCAUUUCAUUACAUACAGCAAUAAUUUUGAGCUACUAUCGAGGGCUGGCCGCAAAGCUACAUAGUGAGCCCGGUGGAAUGGCAGUUUUGGACCUGGGUAAAGCAGAAGUUCUGCCCUAUCUGACAAACGGAGUUACGGUCGCUUGCGAAAAUAGCCCUUUUAGCGUGACUCUGUCGGGAGCACCAGAUAGAUUGGAGGAAAGUAUGAGACUAGUCUUGGCUGACCAUCCGGAUUGUCUUUGCAAACGCCUUCCUGUGAAGGUUGCGUAUAAUUCAGAGGCCAUGUCAAAGUCUGCGCGAGAAUAUGCUAAGAUGAUCUAUUCUCAUCUUCGCCCCAAUGAGUCUAUGAUUCCAAUGUUCUCCAGCGUGACUGGUGAAGAAAUCUCAUGGCCCGAUGACCUGAAUACGAAGUACUGGCGUCAAACCAUGGAGUCGCCCGUUAUUUUCAACCAGUCAAUUACCGGCCUUAUCAAAGGUAGCCCACAAAACCGGGUUUUUAUCGAAGUAGGGCCCCAAGCUCUCUUGUCGGGUCCGAUGAAGCAGAUCUUUGAAUCGUGCGGUCGAACAUCGCAACUCGCGUAUCUACCCACGCUUUCGAAAAGCAAGGAGCCAUUGGAAAGCUUGUUGUGCACUGCUGGUGAACUCUACUUGCAUCAUAGUCCACUUGACUUGGGGGCCAUUAAUGGUCGUGGCAACGUCCUGACAGAUCUUCCUCUAUAUCCAUGGGAUCAUGACAAGCAAUAUUGGUACGAAACUCGGAUAACUCGAGAGUGGAAACACGCCCGGUUCCCAAAUCACCCGCUUUUGGGCUCUCUAUCACCAGAAUCAUCAACAAUCGAGCCUUGCUGGAGAAAUAGGCUGCAGGUAAAACAUGUUCUGUGGUUGCGGGACCAUAAGGUUGAGAAUGAAAUUGUGUACCCAUGUGUUGGUUACAUUUCCAUGAUCGGCGAAGCGAUUCGGCAAGUUACUGGCUCUACAUGUUGUUCAAUUCGGGAACUGUUCAUGAAAACACCGAUGAGCCUGAAAGAAAAUACCGUGACAGAAGUUAUCACAAGUCUCCGGCCUCAGAGGAUUACGAACAGCGCCGAUUCAGCAUGGUACGAUUUCACCGUCUCUGCCUAUGAUGGAAGCAAAUGGCAGAAGCAUUGCUCAGGCCAAGUCAAGGGAGGCAGAGAUGCCCAAUGGAACUAUGAUUAUGACACUCAGGAUUCUGUCCGGAAUAUUCGCAGUGUUGAUCCCGACGUGUGGUAUGAUGCAAUGAAGAAGCUGGGGCUGGAUCUUGGGCCGAAUUUCUGCAGACUUGAGGAUAUCACUGCCGAUCCGAUGAAUUACCAAGCUACUGCUACAGUUGGCACCAAUAGGCAUUCUGAUCCCGGUGGUGAGUACGGUAUCAAUCCGGUGAUGAUCGAUCAAGGUCUCCAACUGCUGGGCGUUGCCUCAUGUAAUGGUCUUUCGCGCCGGCUACCUAACAUGGGUAUCCCCAUUUCCAUUAACCGAAUCUACGUUUCAGAAUCAUCUGAGCCCAUAUGCCUCCAGGCAAGGUUUUCCAAGGGCGACACUGGUGCGCUGAAAUCUGCCUUGGGAGGAUCUGUGACGGGGCAUUCAAAUGGACGGUUAGCUUUUGCCCUUGGAGGAGUAAAGUUCUUUCCUGUGAAUAAGCCGAUAUCCACGGGAGCAAAGGUCCCUUUGGGGUCUCGCCUGGAGUGGAAGCCAGAUAUCGACCUUCUGGAUGCAAAAGACUUUUUAUUCAAGUCAAUGCCGCAAGCUCCAUACAUGGACCUGGUGGUGAAGUUGAUGAUUGUCGUCAUUAUGAAGUUCGUUGAUAGAAUGGGAAUGGGACCUUCGUCUUUUAUCUCCACACAAUCUCAAGCGUGGACGGAAGCAAACCUCAAGCGAAUUCAAGAGAUUCUAGGGUCCUUUUUCCCGAAAGCUGUUGACUGGCUAUCGGAUCCGAUUGCCCUCCAGUCAAAGCUAAUCGCAGACUUCACUGCUGCUAUGGAAUCCUCGGAACCCUGGGUCCAGCCUAUCCAAAGCUACCUGACGAAGGUACUCGAUGUGCUUGACGAUCAGGUACCUUUUCCAGAGCUUUUCAUAGAUCACAGAGGCUUAAAGUCUCUAUAUGAAUUCGCUGCAACAAUCGUCGAUCUAGGUUAUGCGUUCUCAUUACUUGGUCAUCAAAAUUCCUCCAUGGCUAUACUCGAGAUCAACUCAGGCACAUGCGGUACCACUUCAGGGGCAUUGGCUGCCCUGCGGUCUGAGGAAGGGACUCGUCUUUUUUCCAAGUACACCUUUGCGACCCAAUCAUCAGACCUCCUGGCCGAAGCCAGUGAAAUAUUUGCGGAUAUUGACGGGUUCUCCCCUGUUUCUCUGGAUUCGAACUCUCGGAUCUCGGCCCAAGGAUUUGAGCCGAAAAGUUACGAUUUAGUGAUCAUUCCUAGCAACUUGCCGUCGAUUAUCUCUUCAAAGAGGCUCUCGCGCGACAUUCGCUCUCUGCUUAUUCCAGGUGGCCGCGUACUGGUCCGUGAAGUAACUCCAGAUGUUCCCUUUAUCGACUACUUGAUGAGCUUGAUUCCCACACCAUUUUCUUCUUUCACAAGCGACCUACACUUGACAAGUCCGUAUUCCGCAGAUUUUUGGGAGAAUCAACUUCUCGAGGCUGGCUUCAUGAAACCAGAGUUCCACACUUGUGCCAUGUUUGUGUACCCCUGGUCAAUGAAACAAGCUAUCCUGGCGAAGGUUCCACAGAAAGAGCCCAGGAAGAAAGAUAUAUACCUUCUUUGUCAAACACCACAUCAUUCAUGGGUCGAUAUUUUGACUCGCCAAUUCAGCCAACAAGGGUACAAAGUUCAUUCUACCACGCUGGAAGAUAUGCCAGAGCAAGAAGGGGAUGUCAUUGCUUUGUUGGAUUUGGAAGUUCCGUUUCUACGGGAGAUAUCUGCGGAGAAAUACAAUACCCUUUUGAAGUACGUAUCACAAAGGAGGCGAACGCUGUGGGUCUCCAAGACCUCACAAAUGAAAUGUGAUGAUCCUUCCUCUGGCUUAAUCACUGGGUUUGCAAGGACCAUUCGGCUAGAAGCUUCGAUCGAAUUCGCAACUUUCGAAGUGGAUGAUUGCACUGAUUCUGCGGCGAAGGCCGUAGUCAAUGUAUAUCAGAAAUUCCACCGACAGUCUCAGAAAAAGCAACGAGACCCUGAGGUCGAGUUUGCUCUGCAUAAUGGCAUCGUCCAUGUCGGACGAUUCCACUGGCUGCCCCUGGAACAGCUAGCCCCUUCUCCUAAGCCAGAUUCCCCAAUGACUCUUUCAAUCGCAAAGCCUGGAGGUUUGGAUUCCAUUACUUGGAAACAGCAGCAGAUUCAUACUCUAGGUGAGGAUGAUGUCGAGGUGGAUGUGCAUUACGUUGGAAUGAAUUUCCGGGACAUAAUGGUAACUUUAGGUACCAUUGAUGGGGAACGUGGCCUCGGGCUUGAAGCCAGUGGGCUUAUCCGCAGGGUUGGUGGAAACGUUAAGCAUGUAAAACCCGGGGAUGCUGUCAGCGUGCUCGGGACCGGGCUCUAUACCUCACGAUUCGUGACGUCCAGCAAGAUGUGCUUUCCGAUUUCAAACGGUAUAUCCCUAGAGGAUGCAGCCACUCUCCCUGUUGCGUACGGAACGGCUAUUUAUUCUCUUCUCACUGUUGGACAACUGGAAAGAGGGCAGUCUGUGCUAAUUCAUUCGGCAUGCGGUGCAGUUGGACAGGCAGCAAUUCACAUUGCUCAAAUGAUGAAGGCUAAUAUUUACGCUACCGUGGGAUCGGACCUUAAGGUGCAGUACCUCGAGGAUACCUUCGGAAUUCCACGUGCGAACAUCUUUUAUUCCCGAGACACCUCCUUCGUCGCCGCGGUCAUGGCCGCAACUGAGAAUCAAGGCAUAGACCUCGUACUGAACUCGCUAGCGGGAGAGCUGCUCCAUGCGUCUUGGAGCUGCGUGGCCAAGUUUGGCAAGAUGGUGGAAAUCGGGAAACGCGAUUUCAUUGGCCAUGGCAUGAUGAAAAUGGAGCCUUUUGGUGCCAAUCGCACCUUCAUCGGCGUGGACCUCCUGCAGCUCGCUCUGGAGAGCCCUGUCCGGUUUGCACGAUUGGGUGAAAUGUUCACUCGACUUAGUUUGAGUGGGAAAAUCAAGCCAAUCCACCCGGUGAGGAUCUUUGAUGCAUCCGAGACUCGAGAGGCAUUCUCCUACAUGCAACGUGGAAGCCACAUUGGAAAAAUCUUGAUUCGAUUCGCAGGCGCGAAUGCCGUGGCCAAUAUUCCGAAAGGGAUCACCGCCACAUCAGCAAUGUCUUUCAGACCAGAUGCCGCGUAUCUCCUUAUCGGUGGCCUUGGUGGCAUCGGGCGUGCCGUGUCGAAUUGGCUGGUGGAAAACGGAGCCCGUCAUCUGGUAUUCCUAUCUAGGUCAGGAGCGCAUCUGCCAAGGGAACAGGAUUUCCUCGAAGAGCUUCGCUCUCAGGGCUGCCAGCCAGUCACAAUCAUGGGAAGUGUGGCAAACAUGGACGACGUAGAACGCGCAGUGGCUACGAGUCCCAAGCCAAUAGCCGGUGUGAUUCACCUAGGCAUGGUUUUGAAGCCUGCACCUCUUCUGGAGACUGACUACGACGACUGGAAGGCAGUCCAAGAUCCCAAGGUCAAGGGUGCUUGGAAUCUGCACUGUGCCCUUGGCUCUGCGACUCUAGAUUUCUUCGUGGUCCUGAGCUCUAUAACUGGUGUUUGCGGUAGCAUUGGACAAGUGGGCUACUCGUCGGCCAAUGCAUAUCUCGACGCAUUAGUACGCCAUCGCCGGUCUCUGGGCCUGCCUGCCGCAACACUCAAUCUAGGUGCGGUUGGCGAUAUUGGCUGCUUCACUCGGGAACCGGAAUGGCUGGCCACUCUUCGUCAGUGGGAGUUACGAUUGUUGGAUGAAAGGGAGGUAAUUGAAGCUCUGCAGGCAACUAUACGUAUAAGUCGGACACCGUGUGGCAGCCAUGGAGUAUCUGCCUCUGGCCAGGUGAUUGUGGGAAUGAGCACUACUCGAACACAUGCGGAUCCGGUAUUGCGUAUCCCUUGGCACGAUGCGCGGUAUCGGCUCUAUGCUAACAUUGGACCGACAAUGGGGAAUGCCAAGGAACAUCGAAUUGUUGAUCAGUUGAAACGGUAUAUCAUUCAGGCCCAGCAAAGCCCGGUGAUGCUGAAAGAGCAACAGGCGUACGAUCUUCUUCUUGAAUACAUCGGACAUUAUAUGAAUUUCAAUAUCAGGAACCAGACCGAGGUGGCCCAGAUCGCCCAAAUGUCUAUUGACUCGAUUUUCCUGAUUGAGGCUGUAGGUCACUUCCGGUCCGCCUUUGAGAUUGAAAUGAGCAUGACCAGUCUCUCCGGCGCCACCACCAUCGAAGAUCUUAGUCGUGUGUUCCUGGCGGAACUAUAUCAGAGAGCGAUUGGCCCGAAGGAAAGGGAUUCCCUAUGA